This is a messenger RNA of Dermacentor silvarum, 4814 nucleotides long. Its product is annotated as protein transport protein Sec16B-like. The record is from RefSeq and is a predicted model, not a curated record. Gene Ontology annotation, biological process: Golgi organization; autophagy; COPII vesicle coat assembly. NCBI's taxonomy places the organism in Eukaryota, Metazoa, Arthropoda, Arachnida, Ixodida, Ixodidae. Gene Ontology annotation, cellular component: ER to Golgi transport vesicle membrane; endoplasmic reticulum exit site.
GUGCUGGGAUUUGCGCGGUCCGGUCGGACAGCUCGGUCGGAAGAGGAAGAAGUCAGCGCUUAGGUGGCACGUGCCACGUGGCACACGCGCAGUCCGGCCGUUGUUCGACAGAACGCAAAGAUGGAGAGGCACGGAUCUGCUGACGUCCUGCACGCCGCCGGCGCCCCGACGCCGAGCCCCGAGGUCGCCUCGCGGACCACCAUGAUGGCCGCACCUGCCACAAAUCUUCGCGUCUCCGCUGCCUCAAGUGCGGUGUGACACACGCCAGCAUCAACGCGCUUCAGCUGCUGUGUGCGCCAUCGGCCCCGACCUGACUUUGUUCGGCGCGACCGACGCGCGAUCCCCUCGUAAACCUGGCUCCAGCAGCGCCAUCCAAUCCGCACGACCGGCCCGCCUCACGGGCACGUUCCCUCACGGGAGCCCAGACUGGUGAAGUGGUGCAAUAUUCGCCGCCCGUCGAGCUUCGAGCCAAUGUGCCUGUGAUGGUGACUGAUACCAGUGGCUUCGAGGACCAUGUUGUGGUGCCACACAGGCAACAGCGGAGUCGAACGCCAAGCGUGGCAACGCCCUCACCGAUGCGCCGAAGCCCCCACGGAGGGGAGGAGCAAGAAAGUGAAGGAACUGCAGGUGCUUCGUUAUCUGCGCUUGAAAUGUCGUCCGUGCCUGAGGACUUCAUUGUGCCAGAGGCACAAUGGACGCUUUCGGCCAAGACCGAGCAACCGGGAUGCACCGCUGAGAGUGAUGGCAUGCCUGCUGUCCCGACAAUAAGUGAUUGGGAGGACGUGAAUGGCUUUCCGCUGAAAACGCUUUCUGAGGCUGGAUCACCUCCUUCGCGUGGUCACGCUCCCCCUGGCUACGACGCUGGCAAUACUCGUGUCUCAGUUACGCACCACAAGCGCAAUUCAAAGAAUAUCGGCGAUGAUUUGCGCAUGUGGGAGCGCGAAUCUCGAAGUACAGAAGACGACGAAGAACAAUCUUGCUGUCGUCCUAACACGAGUUGCAAAAUUUCUACGGACGCAGGGCGCGGUAGGGAAUAUAGAGAGCGUCGUGACUCAAGGCCAGUCGACGACCGAGGCAGCGAAGAAAUCCUAAAUUUCAAAAGAAGUUGCGACAGUUUUGACUUCGGUAGUUGUCAGAGAGGCGGAGGAGUCCCCGUGGGAGACCAGGAUUUGAAAAGAGACUGUCAGUCUAAUAGAGGAGCUGAUCGGAGAGAUGUUUCGGAAAAGGACUUCGGGCGCUACUACAGAAAAGACGGAAGAAGACGACCGAAAGAGGACAGAGCGUCGGGUGACUUAUAUCACGAUUACAGGAGGGUGCACUGGAGGUGUGACAACUAUGAGGACCGGAGAGCGCAUAGGGACGAGAAAUUCGGCGCCGACUACCACGAGCCCGUUCGUUUCCACAAUCGGGCAGACCAGUGGAGGAUGGAGAAAAGUCACGACAAACGAAAGGAACAUCGAUUCGUCCGCACUAGUGACCGUUACGUCGACAGGCGUGACUACUACGACAGGCGUGACUACCGCUCCAGUGACAACCUUCGAAAAUCACCCGGAACCUUCCAGGAACCUUGCCUGAAUGAACAAGACCGGUGGACCGAACGAACACACCUCAAACGUGAGCCUGACAUUUAUUCUUGGGAUCAACGAAAAUCAUACAGUUUUAGCAGGCAGCCCAAAUUCCAAGGCGAUGACCUCUCAAGUGGCGCUUUCUGCGACCGCAGUUGCGUUAACGACGCUACUUGCGAUUACAAACACGGCGAUUACGGGAGAAAACGCGACGGCUACAAUCAUUACUACUACGCACCACGUUUGGGGCACGAAGAGGUGUACUACGAGGAGUUAUACCGGAACAACCCAGCGUACAAGCAGCACGUUGAUGCAUACUAUUCCCGUUUUGGCUACAGCACUGCGCAGCAAAUUGACUGGUGGAAUGUGCGCGCUGGACCAUUGUCCGCCGACGCGUAUUUGCGCCAGGAUCAAAAUUUUGCCGACAACCAUGUCCAGGACAAUGCGCCCCAGCUACAAGAAGUGCUGAAGUUCCCGCGACCGCACCCUAUUGCCCGUUUCUGCGGCGUCAAUGGCCUGGUCAAGCUGGUUCCCACCAUCAGUGGAAAUAACCCGCCGCAGCUCAUCGAACUUCACAGCCUCACACCCUUGUUACAAAAGGACCCCAGCUUCCGCGAACUGGGUGCAUUUCCAGGACCUCUGAUUAGGUCUGAAACGCACAAGGACACCGUGAUCCACUUCUGCAAGGAGAAGAUCGCGUCAUUUGCCGAAAGUUCCGACUUGCCCGACCGGUCGUCGCACAUUCUGCUCUGGGAGCUGCUUGUGCUCAUGCUCAGACAGAAUGGGCUGGUCUCAGGUUCCGAAAUUGCAGAGCUGUUGGUUAGGGACUAUGAAAUGUUGGAGCCGACACCUUCGGUGCUAUGUUCCCCGCCAAAGUGCGAUUGGGAUGCGGAUGUAUCAUCCAAAAGCUCCGGUGUGUACACCAGCUCGUCGUUUGAUGAGGACAUCGUGGUGUGCGAUGGUAGCCAGCUCGGAACCACUGCCACUGGUCACGCACUCGCGAAGUUCCGCGAGUUCUUGCUCUUUGGACGCAAAAAGUGCGCUUUGGAGUGGGCUGUGAAGCAUGGUCUCUGGGGCCACGCGUUAUCGCUGGCCUUAAGGAUGGACAACAAAACGCAUGCAGCCACGAUGACUCGUUUCACCAAUGCUCUGUCCCUGAAUGACCCUCUGCGUACGCUGUACCACCACCUCUCUGGAAGGCAACCCGCUGCCGUCACGCUCGUUGCAGCCGAGAAAUGGGGUCACUGGAGGCCUCAUUUGGCCAUGAUCCUCUCCAACCCAUCGACAUGCCCGGAAGCGGACGCCCGGAGUGUCACCAUUCUUGGCGACGCUUUAGCCAGCCAUGGCUGCUUAUCGGCAGCGCAUUUCUGCUACGUCGUCGCCCAUGCCGAGUUUGGAUCGUAUCCUCGCAAGUGCAGCAAGCUUGUAUUGCUCGGAGCCAGCCACCAGACGCUCCCGUUUCGCGAGUUUGCGUCCAACGAGGCAAUCCACUGCACUGAAAUCUACGAGUACGCCCGCUCUCUGUCCGACCCCAGCUAUAUGCUACCGCACUUGCAGGAGUACAAGUUUCUCCAUGCCAUGCGGCUCGCUGAGUACGGCUUUCCGGAAGAGGCGCUUCUCUACUGCGAGGUCCUGGCAAAGACAAUGGCGCAGCACUGCGUGUCGAUGCAGAUAGCAGCGCAGACAUACGAGUUGGCCAACCGAUUGAAGUACCACGUGCCACAGUUCAUCCAAGAGCAAACGGAGCUACACGAGAUCGGCGAUGCUCCUUGGCUGGAUGCUCUUGCCCAAAUGGUCUCUGAACAUCGAGUAGCUGAAAAUAGCGCCGUUCCCCAGGCUGGAGAUGAUUGCACCUUUAGAAACGAUGGAGAGAGUGAUGGAACGGGGUUCAUGGCUGAGAUACUGAGUGCGGACAGCGGUUUCCAGAGUCAGCCAAAUGUUGCCAGCGCGGAUUUUGCGGGGUGCAACCUCGACGGAUAUGGUCUUCGGCAGCCAGAAAACUACUUCAGCUCUUACAUGGACACUUCUGCGUGCAAGGAUAUUACACCGCCGGUAGAACAGCGGAGUCCAAUGGACACGCAGACUGCAAUCUCAGCUCCGGCUGAUCAAUGCAGCUGGGUGACGGAAGACGCCGCCCGUGACGCCUCUCAAAUGCAAGCAUCGGCCGAUCUUUCAUCCCUUGAGACAGCUCCUCUAACUGUCGAAGGCGGUUCUCAAUCACCACCGCCUCACCUAUCGACAUUGGCACAGCCUCCGGACGAACGCAACUUCACGGGUACGUGUUCUCCACGUCGCACCGAGUCACGUGUCACAGUAGGGAAAAGGUCGCCGCAGACACUCUCUUCGGCACCAUCUAGUCCGCCUGUAAGCACGCAGGCCAUGCGAUUCGACUACUACAGUGCUUCAGCUUAUCCGCAACACCCCGGAACUGUGACCUCGCUGAAUUACGGUGGCGGCGUUCGUGUCCGGCGAGACACCGUUGACGACACAACCUCGUCCUCUGUGCACGCGUGUUCAUCGAAGCGCUCAAGCUCAGGGCCGGAACGCGCCAGACCAGCUACCGAUAAGCCACGAGAAGCUGCUAGGAAGAGCUGGCUGGGGGCCAUCUUCGAGAAGAUAACUCCGAGGCAACCCAACCAGAUCAUUCUUCCGGACGACAGUGACCCCUGCAUUGUGUGGGACGAAGAUAAGAAGUGCUGGGUGGACAAGAAUGCAGCACCCGGUGAAGCGGACGGGCAGAUGGCGGCGCCUCCAACGGACUCCAGUUUUGGAAGCCAGGAACCGUUCAGCGGCAAGUCCGGACAGAACCGGUUUCACUUGAGCAAGCAGCGCUCUUUGCGCAGCCGAUACGUGGAUGUGCUUAACGCAGACAGCUGCAGUAAAGCGUCUGGUGACUCUCCCUCAGUGCCGACGCCGUUUUUAGAAGAGCAACCGGCUUCCACGCAAGGCGCGCCCCAGUUUUUCGUUCCCCAACUUACGAGCCAACAGUGCGGCAGCUCUGGCUGUGACUUUGUUUCUUGUGCUCCCAUGCAGGACCAGACAGCGAUUCCGGCUCCGCCGUUAUCACCAGGGGCAUCGGCACAUUACUGGUCAUCGCCCAUGCCCACGUCAACGCCCAUGAUGUUCAGUCCGACCUCUUGUACCGCAGCCUGAUAGACACUGGAGACAUCAGCUUCAGGGUUCCUUUUCAUGUUUUGUGCAAACACAGAUCAUUCUUUGUCGCUUCCUCCACACUGAGUGGUGCUAUUU